Symbiodinium sp. CCMP2592 is the source of this 1209-nucleotide messenger RNA. The record is from the annotation of a GenBank genome assembly. NCBI's taxonomy places the organism in Eukaryota, Dinophyceae, Suessiales, Symbiodiniaceae.
AUGGCAGCACAGUUGCACUCUCGAAGCUUUUGUGGCAUCUUCCACCUCUGCAUCCUCUGCUUGGGCCGCGGGAGGGAAAAGCUUCCCUUGGAGUCCUUGGGCCUUACAGCCGAAGAGAUGCUCCAGCGCCGAUUGCGAGUGCAAUGGGCACUUCGGCGCGCUGCCCCUCUUGCAGGCCUAGCCAUGCAGCUUGGUGGCUCCAGCGGUUCCGGGAGUACUGCCGAAGACCGGGGCCAUUGUGCCGGACCCGAACCAGUGGAGUGUGAGUGCUAUGCACCCUGGCGCGGACCUCUUUGCGACCGCGUCGAUGGUAGCAUCGCCAGAGACUACCGAUCGGCCAUCCACUACAUCGUGAAUGAGGAUGAUGUUCAUCUCGCGGAGCUUCGGCACUCGUUGCGGAACCUCUGGAAGCACUUCAACUCCAGAUAUGACCAUCCAGUUCAAAUCUUCCAUGAUGGGCUGACUGACGAGACCCGCGCCAGCAUCGUCAGAACCUCGCCGAACCGCAUCUGGUUCCACCGACUGCCAGAGGACUUCGUUCCACCUGCGUCGCAGCUGCCGCAGGAUCUUUUGGUGGAGGACACGGAGCGCACCGUGUCCCAUCACACCUUCUCCGUGGGAUAUCGGGCGCAGUGCAGAUUCCGAUCGGGGCCCCUCUUUGAACACCCAGCGGUGGCACGGCUAGACUACCUCAUGUCGCUGGAUACAGACAGCAUGUUUACCGAAGACGUGGAGAUGGAUCCCAUCGAAGCGAUGCAUCAAAACAAGUCUCUCGUGCUGGGCUACUCCCACCUCAUGAUCAGCAACGGCGCGUACAUGAAGGGGCUUUGGACCGCGACGCAGCCCUACCUGACCUACCGAGGAUUGAAGCUCGCCAAGCUACUCCAGCAGAAUUGGCACUUUCUGAGCAGGUUCUUGGUGCCAUACGUGGGGCAUCACACGCAGGAAGUGAUGUACAGCAACCUGGUCGUCAUGACAGACCUUGAGCUAUUGCGGAUCUCGUUCUUCCGCCCCGGCUCGGACUACUUCCGCUUCUACAGGUACUUAGAUGAGCUGGGAGGCUUUUGGGAGCACCGCUGGGGCGACCAUGCGGUACGGGGCCUCGGCGCCGGUAUCGUUUAUGGUUGCGGGGCCCUUGCAGCCCUAGAAGCCUUCAACAAGCGCAGCAGGCCAAUGAGACAACGAUCCCUCUCAUGGCCUACGACUUGA